Messenger RNA from Anthostomella pinea, 801 nucleotides. The record is from the annotation of a GenBank genome assembly. Lineage: Eukaryota; Fungi; Ascomycota; Sordariomycetes; Xylariales; Xylariaceae.
AUGACCGGUGCGUUGAAGGCAGCAUUCCAAGUAUGGGAGCACACCGCAAGCCAGACGAAUGUGCCGCCGAGCUCAAGUGCACCACCAGCAGCGAUCGAUGGGCCAUACACCCUCACUUUCGGCAAGCACGCAGGCAAACGUCUGGAAGAAGUUCCAGAUGACUAUAUCGCAUGGCUGAAGGCUGGCGAGAUGAUCAACACCAACGCCGCGUUAAAGGCAGCAGUCCAAGAAUGGGACACGAUACCGCGCGUGUACCACCUCUGCUUUGGCAAGUACAAAGGUCGCACUCUCGACGAAGUCCCCCCAACUUACCUCAACUGGCUGCAUGAUUUCGGCGCUGAGGAAGGACACGACGAUCUCCGCCAGGCUCUGAAAGCGCAAAAGGAGCAGAAUGCCGCGUUGCAGGUCUCCAGUGUGCAAAAUAGUAGCACGGGACCCAAGGGGAGGAAGAAGAAGCCUUUCAAGGUUCCAUCUGCCACGACGUUGGAUUAUCGGAGGUACUAUUACCAUGGCGACAAACGGGGUGGGCAGAUGUGGAUCGGCUGCAACGAUUGUGUGCGAUAUUUCGGCGCGGACCCGAAAGCUAUGGCGGCCGCGGGCUUGCAUCCUUUCCAGAGAGGUCAGCGGUUCUGGGUGCAUCAGGUGUUUGCGUACGCGAAGUACUUUGGGACCACCAAGAACGAGACGCCGACGCAGGCGUUGAACAAGUUCAAGGCCAAGAACCACAGGAAAGACGGCACAUCGUUACCACCUAGAAGACCACACCAGUGGGGUACUGGCGAAGUUCCUGAGCUGCCUUGA